Molecule: messenger RNA, 2588 nt
Organism: Patiria miniata (bat star)
Lineage: Eukaryota; Metazoa; Echinodermata; Asteroidea; Valvatida; Asterinidae
Product: perlucin-like protein
Exons: 2
Coding region: 110-775 (221 amino acids)
Source: RefSeq, a predicted model, not a curated record
GAUUUGAACCCUGAAGAUCCGGGUGUUUUUUUCCCCGGCCUUCUUGUUACCUUAACUGGAGUGAUUUUUGUAAUGAUACGACAGCCUUUUGCAGUUCAUUUGCCUGCCCAUGUUUCCGAUUGACUUGAGCGCUGGGGUUAUAGUAACAGAAGAAUAUCACCAGCACCGAGUGAUUUCCGGUGAAAUAUGUUGGGUCUAUAUAAACACAGGGUUCGCAAACCAUCGCCAAAUUGUAUCUUCGUCAUACAGUGAAUUUAGUGUUAGAUGCAGAAAGUAUACAAUGGGUCGUACCUUGCUAGUGUUUGCGUUCCUCGGUGUUGUGGUUGGGAUGGUGUGUGCAGAGAGGUACUGUGGCGACGGUUUCACUCGACGCUGGCCCAGUGGCAACUGCUACAAAGUAUCCCUUCAUCGGGACUUCUGGAUCCGGGCACGAGAGAUAUGCCGACUCCAAGGGGGUUGGCUGGUCACUAUCAAGAACGAAGCUGAUGGGAAUUGGGUCUCCGAUUUCUUCCGAAGGCACAGACCACAUGAUUGCAAUGAAUGGUACUGGAUUGGGGCAAAUGAUAUCUCCUCUGAUCACAGCUGGGUAUGGGACGAGGACGGCAGUAGAGUCACCUACGAUAACUGGUACUCAGGUGAACCGAACAACGUGGAUGGGGACGAGGACGCAGCGGUCGUGAACGCCGGGGACAACAAGUGGAACGAUCUGGGCCAUUUGACGUAUUACGAGAAUUGCUACGUCUGCGAGAUGUCCCUAAGGUCGACGUGUAAUUAGCUAGGGUUCACAUUUUUUUUCGUGAUACCGGUAAGUAUCGCUUUUUUUCGCAGUAUUGCGGAAAAAAGCAAUACUUAUUGAGAAAAAAAAUGUGAUAAUAGUGUAAAUGAUCUAACAGUAUCGCAAAAAAACGCAGUAAAUAACGUCAUUUCAACUUAAACCACGCCCAGCGCACACGCAAGUUGGAACAAUUGGAACCGGAAGUAGUAUAUAAAGUGGCGUGUUUAGCCAAUCCGGUUCGUUAGUGUGACGUCACUUCAGUUUCAACCACGCCCACUGCACAUUAAGUAGCAUUGGAACCAUUGGAACCGAAAGUUAACCCAACUUGAGUGUUUAUCCAAUGGGCGCUAGUAUUGCGCGCACGCGUAUGACGAAGUCACUAACGAACCGGAUAGCGUUUUUCAUUGCAUUUCAGUUUAUAUUAUAUUCCGAUUGAACUAUGGCUAGCUAUGAGGUAACAUUUAAGUGUUAUAUUUAUUAUAAUUUAAUCCGGAAGUCUAAAAAGUCAUCCAACCUUUGAUUCACAAACGAACGCCAUGAACUCUUAGUUGCGUAACUGGGGAAACGUUCCACCUCAUUUUCUGGAGGGAGGGGGGUAAUUAGUGGGCCAACUAAAACAAAACAAAACACUAAUUUUUGCCUUUCCAUCAAUUCUGAGCAGGCCGGGGUGGGUUUGGGGGCAGAAGUCGUUAAAAACACACUUUCAAUAAAUAUUUUGUAGAUGGAAAAUGUAACCAAGUGAAGGAAUAAUUAUUGUGUCUCCAAAACCUAGCCAUGCAAAAGCGCAUAGAUAAUAUGUGCUUUAUUUCUGAUUGUUUUCUUUCUUUCUUUUUUUGCUCUAAUUUGGUCACACCGAUCUAUUAGGCCUCUGCAUGCUCAUUCAAGAAGUUAUACAUACCCCGAAACAAAAACAAAUAGAACAAGACAAAAGAAGAUAUAUAUAAUAUAAUCCAAAACUUAAAAUUCAAAAUAUUAGUCUGCACAUUGUGCAUUUAAUAAAUUGCAAGAGCAUGAUUACUAUGACUGCUGAUUUAUAAGACAAUUUAACAAUACAUGUAAUUAGCUCAAAAAUAAACGUUCGUUCAAGUUGCACAACUUAAUCUCUCAGAGAUUCAAAUGGCAUACACUUCCAUUGAGAUCACAAGAAAAGCACUUAAACAAUUUAGCAAAUAAAGAGCGCAAUUAAUAAACACUUAAUCAGCACAUUUCACUCCAAAACUCAUAUUACCUUUUUGUACCAAUCAUUACAAUACAAAAAAACCCCAAAAAAAACAAACAUACUUGAAGUUAAUUGGAAUUCAUAAUUCUUUCAUUUUACAAAAAGUUCGAAACAACAAUCAUUUUGUUGACACAAAAGCAGCAUUUUUGUAUUUUAAGAUGACUUUGUGCUUUGAUCAUAACAGGCAUUUUAAAGAUAACUUACUAUUUUACUUUACGUAACUCGCGAAAUCACAUUCUCCACUCGUUUAAUCAGAAAAAAAGUUAAAUUUCAAAAUACAUCCACGCCGAUUUCCCAAAAGUAAAUUCUUAAGACUUGCUAUAUGCAAAUGAGGCAAACCGUUAGUGAAAAGCAUUCUUCUUCUUCCUAAAAGCAAGGUGCAACUACAUAUGCCAAAAGUUUUUCAUUGUUUAAUUUAAGGGCAGUGAACAGACAAGUAAAUUCAUCAGCUAAGACAACGUAAAAGUUUGAAGUAAAACGAUUAUACACAUUUGCUUUUGCUGUAAUUUUCAGAAAUGGAUGGAUCCGGAGGAUUAUUAGCAAAUAUGGUUUCACUGACUUGUUUGAAAUUUAGUGUUCGAAGAUGUUGAAAAA